Molecule: messenger RNA, 1460 nt
Organism: Caenorhabditis sp. 36 PRJEB53466
Lineage: Eukaryota; Metazoa; Nematoda; Chromadorea; Rhabditida; Rhabditidae
Source: the annotation of a GenBank genome assembly
AUGAUCAGAUCCGUUUUUCGUUUUCUGGGCAGCGCCGUUUCCAGACUCUUUCCGUGCAUCGGCGGAAGACGUCAGGACUCUGCCUGGCCGGAGGUCGAACUCAUGAAUGUAAGACACCUCCCCCCCCCUCUUAACAUCCCACGUCCAUCGACCAUCCAUUCCAGAAGGAGAAGAAGCGAUUCUCCCUGAUCCGUGCCCAAUAUAUCAACCUCAUGCAAGAGCUGAUGUCAAGCUCCCACCCUUUCGAGAAGGCGUUGGCGUUCAAAUAUCACCGGGAAGCCCACCAGAUCAUCUACUCCGCGAGCAUUCGCAUUGACGACUACUACGAGCUGGAGGUUAGCAGUUUGUGCCUCGUGAAGAAAGAAACGGUUUUUUAUUCCACGUCGGCAUACGUACCGCGCUCUCUCGAUCGAUCGCAUGCUUUUGUGCGGCGCUGAACUGCACUCCCAGCUGUUCCCGGUCACUUGUCUAUUUUGACUUUACAGGAGUGUCGCCUCACCCUCGUCGCCAUCAUCCGUCAGAUAGAGUGGGAAAUCCAGGCUUUUUCGCAAUAACCCUCUCGGUCAUUUCGCUUUUUUUCGUUUCCCGUAUCUUUAUUUCUCCAAUUUGCUGUUUAACAUUUCCCCCUUCCAUUUAUGCAUCCGUCUCUCUAUCUUUCUCUUUCUCUCUCUUUGACACGAAAUGAAACUGCAUAAACAAAAACCACCGUCAAUCGACCCAUUAUUGUGUUCUCUUUGCUCUCCUUAUCACGCGCUGUAUGUCCGCGCCCAACGGACGAGUGCCAGCCACAAAAAGAAUUAUUCCGUUUAGCCCACCGACACAUCGAUCGACCGCCGCUCGCGCCACAGUGCCACGAUGUUCGGCGCUCGCGUUCUCGACUUUUUCCGUCGCCGUAACCGUUCGCCUGACUGGCUCGGCCGAAUGAUCGCCAAGGAGCGGGAGGACUACAACAAGGCGGAAAAGAAAGCUCUGAAGAAGCUCAACGAGCUGGACAAAAUGGUAAUAUCCGAUGGUUUUCAGGGAAAUCCACACUAUUUGUUUUUUUUGUAGGUCAAAAGACAGCCAAACCGCAGUCGCUACAACUUUGAGGACGAGAUCAGAGACAUCCGUGACGUCGUUGAGUCGAUUGGAAAAGACAAGGGAACGCUCCGUUUCCAUCACUUGCAGGUAAUCAAUACACAACCGAUACGAUGACUUAUCCCUCCUCCAAAUCCAAGUGUUUCAUCACUCUAAUCGUUCAGUUUCAGGGAAGAACUAACGAGCUCCUUCACUGCGUCGAAGAGAUGGAAACCAUCGAGAAGAACAUGAAGGAGUCGUCGCUCUCGUACACCGCUUGGGUCCGUCAGUCCUGGACCAACUUCCGCAAGGAUCGUCGUUGCAAGCGCGAGUCGAGACGUCGCCGCCGCGAGUUUCUUCGCCAGAUCGACGGCCCGCUCCCAAGACCGAUCACCAUCUACUAA